Messenger RNA from Fusarium odoratissimum NRRL 54006, 2326 nucleotides. RefSeq lists its product as uncharacterized. NCBI's taxonomy places the organism in Eukaryota, Fungi, Ascomycota, Sordariomycetes, Hypocreales, Nectriaceae. Gene Ontology annotation, molecular function: DNA-binding transcription factor activity, RNA polymerase II-specific; zinc ion binding. The coding region runs from base 804 to 2081 and encodes 425 amino acids. The record is from RefSeq and is a predicted model, not a curated record. Gene Ontology annotation, biological process: regulation of DNA-templated transcription. The transcript is spliced from 3 exons.
UAUGAAUGUUCGAGACCGCAAGUGAGGCGUAUCCCCUUGGCAUCUUACAACGACGUAAUUCUGGUACCAAGACUUGAAGCUUGUAGACCAUGUUUGAUGAUCUUUAUGCAAAGCUUACUACUUGCCACCACGGACCGGUUGGUGAUGGAUUAUUCGGAGGAUAUGACUCUUUCUCAGCUCCGAAGGUAUUCUGAUCAGCGUAUAUGGUCCGCUCCGGUAGAUAAGAUGAUCAAUACUGACAAGCAGUGCUCUCAGCCUGGUUAAUCUAUCUUUAUUUCCCUUCUUGGUUUAGCUACUUCUUGACUGCAGAUUUCCAUUGCCAAUUGGGGAGUCUCUAAUGCCGUAAUUGACAUGGGUUGGUAGAAACAAGGGCCGUUUUGACCAGCGUAUCAAGUUGUCGAUCCAUUAACUGAACCACUUCGCUUUAGUCUAAUUGAAUCAAAGAUUAUGUUUCUACUACAAUAGCUUUAUAUCUUAUUCCAACGACUUCAUCUGCAGACAUACUUGGAUACUCGGUGACACUCUCAUACUGGUGCUUCAAAUCAUCAACACGAAACGCGUAGUCACCUGACAUGACACCCCGCAGAUUACAAUCCUCCCCCGUAGUGAGGACAAGGUGCAGUAUCAAACAAAGCCUAACGCGACGUCGAUCAGCCGCGACAUCUCAUCCCCCGAAAAACCCUUAAAAAAAUCCGAAAACGAACAAUGCGCUGCAUGACAUUAGCUGCAGAACCAUCUCUAAACGACGUCAUCAUUCGACGUUAGGCCAAGCCCCUUGCCAAUUCACACCUCCAGGCAAGGCCAUGCAGAGGCUCCCCAAUCUCGCCCCAGCUCCCCCUAAGCCCGAACCCCCGGCACCACAGCCUCAACCUCAUCAGCAGGCCGCACGCCCGCGGGUAUCCCGGGCCUCAUCGUCCCGCAAGUCCGCGACGAACCACGCGUGUGUGCCGUGCCGCAAGACAAAGACCAAGUGCGAUGGGAGACAUCCCUGCGCGAGGUGUCAGUUCAGCAGCAAUGUCUGCACGUACGAUACGAAAGUGCUGUCGGGGGAGAUGCUGAAUAGAUUGACCAAUGCCGUGAAUGAGCAGAAGGGGAGGCUGAAUCAGCUUGAGACUAUACUCGCGGCCAUGAGGAAUGGCACGGAUUCUGAAGCUGCUGAGGUUAUGUCUUGGAUAAGAAUAGGUGAAUCUGUUGAAUCUAUUGUUUCGUACAUUGAGUCAAAGUCUAGGGCUGUUGUUGUGCCUCAGAGGCUCGUCGGUGUAAAUCACCAAGCGAAGAGCAAAUUCAUCGAAACACUAUUCGACAGAGCAGAAUGGCUCGACGGCACCACCUUUGAAGCCGACGCCAGGAACAUCGACCUGGGUUCCCGUACAAAGAGCUACUUCUCCUACCACUUCGGCAACCUCCCCUUCUCCAGCGGUAUAAAAGCAAACCACUAUCCCGCCGUCGCCCAGCGAAGCCAGCUACAAAACUAUUACGCCAAGCACAACUGGGCAAUGAUGACAGCCAACGACGGACACGGUGUUGACUCUGUGACAAAGGCUUGGGCGGACACACUCAAGAAGGCGAGGCAGUUGGUUACAGAGGGUGCAAAGCCUGAUGAUCUCACGGGGACGUUUCCGUGUGUGGCGGCGCUGUUUGAUAAGGAUGAGUAUGAAACUGCGCCGAUGAUAAGUAAAUGGGCUGUUCAGUUCAUUUAUAGUGCGAGGAGGCAGGAUUACUCGUUUACGUCCAUGGCGGCUGUGUGGGUUGUUUGGGUUGUGAUGAGAUGGCAGAUCAAUCCGACUCCACAGACAUAUGCUGAUCUCCCUGACUGGAUCCGACCAACUGAACUUCAAGUCUUCGUCCCUCACAUUGACAUGCUGGAUUGUAUAUCAUGGCCGUACUUCCGAGACUACGUCAUCCAACAUCCUGAAAUGCAGCACGGCGAAUUACAAUGGCUUGCAGCGUGUACUUCGGGAGUGCAAGUGAACUGGCGCGGCACAAUAGAGGAAGCACUCUGUGUUGACGGUCCGACGGGACGGAGACGGUUCACAGCGGAAGCUGAGGUGAGAUCCCUCGAGCUUUUCUCUUAUGUUUAGUAACUGAUAUCUUGCAGGCGACGAUUAGAGACCUGCAGGAGUGGUCACUUGCUGCAUCGUAUCGUGCCUUCAUGCCUGGCAUCGAUGGGCAAAUUCCUAUUAGAACGGCAGAGGACGCUGGAGUUAAACAGGUGUAAAAGUUGUAGAGCGUUAUCAUGUAGCGAUUAUAAUUGAUGCAACACCAGCGAUUUACAUUCUUCAUUUCAUGUCAGCGGAGUUGAUGUUGGGCAUUGUUCUGUCCCUGC